CCGAUUCUAUAAAAUCUCUUAUGAAUAUAACGAUUUCACAAUUCAUGAUAAUCUGGUCUAUCUGAUUGUUUACUGCCUUUAUCCCUUUGCUCGCCGUCCGGUUCACCUCCGAGUUUCUCCGCUGCCCACCGGCGCAUUAUAAAUCCAAAGCCUGCUUGGAACGAGAGAAGGAGAAAGAAAUAUACCUGACUCCUACGGCUCCUUUGGACUUCGCUUGCUUCAAGUCUUUUUAUCUGCAGAGCAUCAACACACAAUGCCAGAACCAACGAGAGACGAGGAGACCUCGCAGGCCAACCUGCCCAAGGGCGUUGUGCUAGACAAGGACGGCAAACCAUGCCGCACCUGCACCUCCGCCGCCUCAUGGCGCGCCCUUUCCAAACAAGCAGCGCAAUCCAAUUCCGACUCCAAAGACAAACCCCAAUCCUCCACCUCCUCAGCAUCAUUCCCCCUCCCCAAGUCCAUCUCCUCCGCCGCAUCAACCAGUACCCUCCCCUCCUCUCCAUUCCCUGCCACCGACAACCAAUGCCCACCGGACGUCGAAAUCCUCGGCCGCUCAACCUGGACCCUCCUCCACUCCCUCGCGGCCGCCUACCCCACACGCGCCAACCCCGAGAAACAAGACGAAAUGCGCACGUUCCUGAACGUCUUCUCGAAGCUUUACCCGUGCUGGGUAUGCGCGGAUGACUUCCGGGCUUGGAUGGCGGAGCCUAGUGGGAGGAAUCGGCCGCGAUUGGGGGGGAGAGCGGAUUUUGGGUGGUGGAUGUGUGAGGCGCAUAAUGAGGUGAAUCGGAAGUUGGGGAAGAAGGAGUUUGAUUGUCGGUUUUGGGAGGAGAGGUGGAGGACUGGGUGGAAGGAUGGGAGUCAUGAUAAGGAUGGCAAACGAAUAUAA
Aspergillus glaucus CBS 516.65 is the source of this 889-nucleotide messenger RNA. Its product is annotated as flavin-linked sulfhydryl oxidase. The coding region runs from base 254 to 889 and encodes 211 amino acids. The record is from RefSeq and is a predicted model, not a curated record. The transcript has 3 exons. Gene Ontology annotation, molecular function: flavin-dependent sulfhydryl oxidase activity; flavin adenine dinucleotide binding. Gene Ontology annotation, cellular component: mitochondrion. NCBI's taxonomy places the organism in Eukaryota, Fungi, Ascomycota, Eurotiomycetes, Eurotiales, Aspergillaceae.